GAGGGGUCGAGCGGCAGGACUGAGCCGAGCCAAUGGGGAGCGGCAAGGGCUCGGUUCGCCCGUUCUCACGCCCCACCCUCUCACCGUGCUGGAAGAAAGUUUCGCCCCGCCGCCAAGAGAGAAGCGUGAACAUGGCCUCGCCAAGGUGGUUCUGGUCUAUGUGUGUGAUCGCAGCGGUGGCACUGCUGCUCGUUUCCAAGGUUCCUUCGGCCUCUGCCCAAAGAAAGAAGGAGAUGGUGUUAUCUGAGAAGGUUAGUCAGCUGAUGGAAUGGGCCAAUAAGAGACCUGUAAUAAGAAUGAAUGGAGACAAGUUCCGUCGCCUUGUUAAAGCUCCACCGAGAAAUUACUCAGUUGUCGUCAUGUUUACUGCUCUUCAACUUCAUAGACAGUGUGUCGUUUGCAAGCAAGCUGAUGAAGAAUUCCAGAUUCUGGCAAAUUCUUGGCGAUACUCCAAUGCAUUUACCAACAGGAUAUUUUUUGCCAUGGUGGAUUUUGAUGAAGGCUCAGAUGUAUUUCAAAUGCUAAACAUGAAUUCAGCUCCAACCUUCAUCAACUUUCCCCCGAAAGGAAAACCCAAGAGGGCUGACACAUAUGAGUUGCAGGUGCGAGGGUUUUCAGCUGAGCAGAUUGCCCGGUGGAUUGCAGACAGAACUGAUGUCAACAUUAGAGUAAUUAGACCUCCAAAUUAUGCUGGACCCCUAAUGUUGGGACUGCUUCUGGCUGUUAUUGGUGGACUUGUGUAUCUGCGAAGAAGCAAUAUGGAGUUCCUCUUUAAUAAAACUGGAUGGGCUUUUGCAGCUUUGUGUUUUGUGCUUGCUAUGACAUCUGGCCAAAUGUGGAACCAUAUAAGAGGACCACCAUAUGCUCAUAAGAAUCCCCACACAGGACAUGUGAAUUACAUCCACGGGAGCAGCCAGGCCCAGUUUGUAGCUGAAACCCACAUCGUUCUUCUGUUCAAUGGUGGUGUUACCUUAGGUAUGGUGCUUUUAUGUGAAGCUGCUACCUCUGACAUGGAUAUUGGGAAGCGAAGGAUGAUGUGUAUUGCUGGGAUUGGACUCGUUGUGUUAUUCUUCAGUUGGAUGCUCUCUAUCUUUCGAUCAAAAUACCAUGGCUAUCCAUACAGCUUUCUGAUGAGUUAAAGAGGAUUCCAGAGAAACAUUGACACUGGUAAUGGAAACUGAAAAAUAAAAACUAUUUGGUGUUUGAA
Molecule: messenger RNA, 1207 nt
Organism: Mus caroli (Ryukyu mouse)
Lineage: Eukaryota; Metazoa; Chordata; Mammalia; Rodentia; Muridae
Gene: Magt1
Product: magnesium transporter 1
Cellular component (GO): oligosaccharyltransferase complex
Source: RefSeq, a predicted model, not a curated record